Molecule: messenger RNA, 1156 nt
Organism: [Candida] anglica
Lineage: Eukaryota; Fungi; Ascomycota; Pichiomycetes; Serinales; Debaryomycetaceae
Source: the annotation of a GenBank genome assembly
GUAAGAUUGCUCUACUUCAUACAUACUUUGCAAUUAUGGGCAAAAAAAAAUAAUUUGUAUCAUCACUUCGAAUCAAGGAAAUAUAAAGGGGUUUUUUAAAAUUUUUACGAUCCAUUACUUCCACUAGAUCUCGAUAUAAUCAAUUGUAAUGUCUACUACUACUUCCUCAAACACCUUGAACACUCACAAGGUUGCCACCACCCUUUCUCUCGCCUUGUCUAUCUACGGUAACUUCCGUUACCUUGUUGGUCGUUCUCCUUAUGACAAGCACUCUGGAUUCCAUGUUGAUAACACUCCAUUCACUUUAAACAUCCUUGUUACUUUGAUCUUUUGGGGUAUUUUAUACUUCUUACAAGUGAGUUUCGUUACCCAAACCUUCUUCAGUUCCCUGUCAUCUACCACUGGUGGAAAUGUCAGUAGAAGUGAAAUCACCAAUGUUGUUGGAUGGCAUUUUACUGUUUUCAACAUUCUUUCGUUUGUUUGGUCUCUUCUCUUUGCUAGAAAGCAUUGGUUCUUAUCUGAAAUUGUUUUAAUCAUCAACUUUUUGAACAUUAUCGUUUUGUACUUUGGUCACAAGACUUAUGCCAUUAAGCCAUUAUCCACUUGGACUUUGGUUCAUUUACCAACUGCUGCCUUCCCACUUUCUUGGUUAUUAUAUGCCAUCUUCUGGAAUGGUGCUGUUCUUUUCCACAUUCACAAGUUUGUUGGUAGAGUUGUUGCCAACGUUUUGAUUUGGGACUUUUUACUUGUUCCAGGUUUCUUCUUAUUCAUUUUCAAUGAUUAUGGUGUUGGUUUCUCUUCAACCAUUUUGGCCUUUGGUUUAGGUCUUGGUCAAUUAUUCACCAAGGCUUUUGCCUUGCAAUGGAUCUUUGCCUUCACUAUUGCUGGUCUUUUGUUUGUUUUGAGUACCAUUGCUGCUGUUACCGGUGGUUUACACACCCAAACCAGAUCCACUGACGCUGAAGCUGCUCCAUUAUUGGAGAACUAAUGAGUGGAAGAAUAUCAAAAAAAAAUUAAAAAAUUAAAAUAUUCAUAAUAUUUUACUUCUUCUACGAGGGUUUGAAAAAUAUCCAAAUUUUUCUAUAUAAUGGUCAUAUUAUUUUGAUUCCUUUAUAGGUGCUUUAAUAGGUUGAACCAUUUUUUUAAUCAUUUUCAA